Molecule: messenger RNA, 462 nt
Organism: Talaromyces stipitatus ATCC 10500
Lineage: Eukaryota; Fungi; Ascomycota; Eurotiomycetes; Eurotiales; Trichocomaceae
Exons: 2
Coding region: 1-462 (153 amino acids)
Source: RefSeq, a predicted model, not a curated record
AUGCCAAGGAAAGUUGGCCAAAUCUUGGACGGUCAAUACUCUCUAAUCCCUGUUAAUCCUACACUACUAUCCUCAGAAAUCAGUGAAACUACAAGACUCAAGCCUAUAUCUAUCAGCGAGACCGCUAUAAGUGCCGCCAACCCUGAUACUCUUUCCUUAAGCUGCUAUGCCUUUUUAGCACUAUUACCAAUGCUCGUUACCUCUCUAAGAGAACAACAGUUAUCUAAUGCACACAAUGCUGGAAAUGGUAUAAUGCACAAUCCUGUGCCCGCCCCUCUCAAUGCCGGCUCUGCGGCUCCUCAGAGCAUACUAAAUAGGGACAUGUUAACCACUGCACAGCCCUGGAGCCUCAUCAGUGCCCUCCUAGAUGUAUACACUGCCAUGGACUAUAUCCUGCUGAUUUCCCAGAAUGCCUCCUGCGCCCUAAAGGCAACUCUAAACAUACUAAAGCUCAACAAGUAG